Molecule: messenger RNA, 1689 nt
Organism: Paramecium pentaurelia
Lineage: Eukaryota; Ciliophora; Oligohymenophorea; Peniculida; Parameciidae
Source: the annotation of a GenBank genome assembly
AUGAAAUCAUUAUAUGAUUACUCUAAUGUUUUAUUUGAAUGCAUUAUGGUUCGUAAACAUUUUAUCAGCGAUGUGAAGUAUUAUUGCUAUAUUUUAAAUAACUACUUGCUAAUGAGUAGAGUAAGAUAUGAAAUGUAUCUAAGAAAGUGAAGGAUCCCUCUCCAAAAUAUGUUUUACCAUUAGAGUUGACAAAUUAGGUUGGAUGGAUUGUCGAGAGGAAAGAUAAGAAAAUUGAAUUUAAAGCUUUCACGAUUAAAUAUAUGGAAAAGUAUAAAGACUUUGUGGGAAGCAGCAAUGACUUGAAGAAGUAAUAAAAAUAAAUUAAGUAGACUGAAGGAACAUCUUUGUAAUAGAGUUACAUUCUACAAGAUUGCUGAUUUCUAUGAAGCAUAGUACAAUUUAGGUAAGGGUAGUUCAGCAAAGGUUAUUCAAAUAAAAGAAUUAGGAAAUGAAUAAUCAAAAUUGGCAGCAAAAGCAAUAGAUAAAAGUUAUCUAUAGAAAAGUGAAUCUGGAAUGUAGGCUUUUUUGAAUGAAGUCAAAAUCCUUAAUCAUUUAAGCAAGUAAAGUAGUUGUACUCUCUUCAUUAAAUUGUAUGAAACCUAUGAAGGGGAUCACACAUUUUACCUAAUCUUAGAUUUGAUGGAAGGACGAACCUUAGCAGAUGAAUUGGAUAUAUUAAAAGUAAAAGAAAUUACAAAAUAUUAGUAAAGAAAAGAGUUGUUUCCCAUGAAAUUAGUAAAAGUUAUUAUGAAACAAUUACUGCAAGGUGUGAAGAUACUUCAUGAUAAUUCUAUCAUUCAUAGAGAUUUGAAGCCAGAUAAUAUUAUGUUUCGAGAAUUAGAUUCUUAUGAAACUCUAACCAUUGUGGAUUUUGGAUUAUCGACCUUUACUGAUGUUGAUAAGUUUUAAUUUCCUAAAUGUGGUACUCCUGGAUAUGUUGCACCUGAAAUUUUAAACUUAGUUGAUAGACAAUAAAAAUAUGAUAAAGUUUGUGAUAUCUUUAGUUGUGGUUGCAUUUUUUAUAAAUUACUAUUUGGACAUAGUUUAUUUAUGGGUAAUACUUUUAAUGAAGUUUUGGGAUAAAAUAAAAAAUGUAAUUUUACAUUAGAUGGAUCUGAAAUGAAUUCUAUUCCUUUUGAGGCCUAAGAAUUACUUAAACGAAUGCUUGCAAAGAAUCCUUCUGAAAGAAUUACAGCUUAGUAAGCUUUAGAAUCAGAUUUCUUUAACAAGUCUUCUUCCCCAUUAUAAUAAAAGAGUAUAUUUAUAUAUAUUAAAUUAGAACUCAAAGCAUUUAAUGUACCUAAUAUCAACAGUAAGAAUAUCUUCUAACCAACAACAGAUGGACCACUAUCAGAAGCUCAAUCUCCAUUUUAGAGAAUAAGUUAGAAAUGUAAAAAUUAAGUGGAUUUUGAUAUGGAUAUCUAAGAAAAUAAAUGCUCAUCUAUUUAAAUUAGAUAAUUACCAUCUGUAAAAAAGCCUACUUGUGUUAGAUCGGAGGAUUCUACUAUUAGUAGUUUCUAUGCUAAAGAUCCAUUAAGUAGUUUCAAAAAAUUAAAAGGAAGUAUUGCAUUUAUGUUUAUUUAAGCAUCUCAAAAAUAAUUGAAUGAGACUAAAGAAAUCAAAGUUAAUCAAUUUGAUGUUGAAUAAAUGCAAAGAAUUUCAUUAUUUAACAGAAACGAUGAUUAUUGA